Molecule: messenger RNA, 1444 nt
Organism: Anopheles gambiae (African malaria mosquito)
Lineage: Eukaryota; Metazoa; Arthropoda; Insecta; Diptera; Culicidae
Product: zinc finger protein 37 homolog
Exons: 4
Coding region: 60-1316 (418 amino acids)
Biological process (GO): regulation of transcription by RNA polymerase II
Cellular component (GO): nucleus
Molecular function (GO): RNA polymerase II transcription regulatory region sequence-specific DNA binding; zinc ion binding; DNA-binding transcription factor activity, RNA polymerase II-specific
Source: RefSeq, a predicted model, not a curated record
UCUGACUAUUCGCAUCCAGUGGCGUUGUUUAUCAACAAAAACUACACUGCGGCUAGAAAAUGGAAAGCACUGCGGCCGAAAUAUCGAAUAUUUGCAGAUUUUGUCUGUGCCAGAAUGAGAAACUGCUCAUCCCGGUGCGGAAAACGCUAAAUUCUUCACUCGACCUGGACGACCUGGCACGGUUCACCGGUAUCGAGAUUAGCACGGAGCACUCUGCCCUGUACGUGAUGUGUCUCGAGUGUACCAGCAGGCUUAAAAAAUCGGCCGACUUUCGGAACUCGUGCAUCAGCAAUGACGCCCUCUUCCGGGAGCUGUUUUCCCUCCACAGUGCCGAGCCGGGCGAAGCCGAGUUCGUCGACGACAGUCCCGCGCAUAUCGUCAAGACGGAAGCGUUUGAAAUUGAAUUUGUCCUGCCGCAACACGACGAACAGACAACCACCGACUACGAACAGUCCGAGGAGGGGCAAGAACAGGAAGAGCGGCUCGAUUCCGGUGCAUCGGACGGCAGGGAACAGGCCGAAACGGCCAGCUGGGAACAGUGCGUCGAUAGUGUGGUGACAAUCAAAGCGAACAGUUUCAGCGAAGAGGAGGAGUACAUUGACCAACCGUCGCCAUCGACGAGCGAGCAGAAAACGAAAGCUGUUUCCCGGCCGCGCGGCACCAAACAGACGCGCACGGGCAACCGCGCCAAGCAGCUGUGCGGGACUUGCGGCAAGCUGGUGAACAAUUUACCACGCCACAUACUGAGCCACAGGCAGGACGCGAAACGAGCGUGCCCUCACUGUCCCGUGGAAAUGGUCGAUCAUUCGAAUCUCCUGCGGCACAUCGAAGCGGUCCAUCUGAAGAAGAUAGUGAAGACGUGCGAACAGUGUGGCAAAGGGUUUACGCACAACAAUACCUACAAAUCGCACAUGCGUUCCCACCAUGGUAUAGGCGAUACGCACAAAUGUAACGUCUGUAAGAAGGAAUUCAAUCACCCAGGCGGCUUAAGGGAUCACUUUAAGCGGUUCCAUAGCGAUGAGUACAACUUCAAAUGUGCGUUAUGCGGGAAACAAUUUAAACUGAAACAAGAACUCAAAGUGCACGAAAGAGUGCACUCCACCGAUCAGCCCUAUGCCUGCAGCCAGUGUCCGAAGCGCUUUAAAAGUGGAUUCGCCAGAAAAACGCACGAACUGACGCACUAUGGCAUUGUUUUCGGGUGUAGGAUUUGUAAAAGGUCGUACCGAUACAAAUCGCUUCUCACGAUGCACAUGAAAAAGAUGCACCCAGAAGAGGUGGCAAAGGAUGAAGAUGCGGUCAAACUAGAGGCCCAAUAGAAUGGCAUCGGGAUCUGGUCAAAUAUUCUGCCGCAAACCUAGGUGUUUGCUUUUCCAAUAUGUUUAAUGCUAAUUGACACUGCUAAAAUUCAAAUUAAACUUUCAUUUAGUUGUUUUUGUGUACAAAA